Messenger RNA from Podarcis lilfordi (Lilford's wall lizard), 2890 nucleotides. The record is from the annotation of a GenBank genome assembly. NCBI's taxonomy places the organism in Eukaryota, Metazoa, Chordata, Lepidosauria, Squamata, Lacertidae.
AUGCCGGUGAGGUGCCAUGACUUGCAGCAAUGACAAAGGGUUUAUUUAUUUAAAAAGAGGGAGAGAAAACCUUACUUUCUGCUACCUCAGUUAAAAGAUACCCCCACCAGAAAAUUCAGUACCUCCACCCCCAAUUUUUUUAGACACUUCCUCCCCACCUUUGCGACCAGGAUUUAGUUGAAAUCUAUAUUUUCUACCUCAAAGUUUAAAAAUGAACAAAUCAUCCGUAUUUAUCAAUCUUUCAAAAAAUGUAAAUGCUCACGCAAUUGGAUGCUGGGUAUCUGGCAAUUCAUCAGAUUUAAACUAGAUUGCUUCUGUACAUGUCUCAUGAUGUGCUCAGUUUCUCAUCUAUUUGUGUCACAGGCUGAAUACACAUGGUCACCUCCAGACAUUUUGUCUACAUUCAGAAAGAACAGUAGAUGCAUCCUGGCGCCGCCCACAACAGCCACACUGAAUUCAGGAUGUCAGAGAUUGGGCAGCUGUGUGUAGGAUGUUGAAGACAAGCUCAAUAGCCAUGGUUCUUGCCUCUCUCCUUGUGUAGGCUACACACGUGGAGGCAACUGUGUGUCUUUUCCUACGAAGGGCUUUGUACCAUGCUCUUCAAGAUGCCUUGGGGCAAAGAUGCAAAAACCAUUGAUCAGAGGUGAUUCUUGUUAUUACUGCAGCUGUAAGAUAUGCCACUAUGAGCAAAUGAAGUGUGGCAAAUCCUGAUUCACCUGACAUACAGUGGUACCUCGGGUUACAGAUGCUUCGGGUUACAGAUGCUUCAGGUUACAGACACUUCAGGUUACAAACUCCGCUAAUCCAGAAAUAGUACCUCAGGUUAAGAACUUUGCUUCAGGAUGAGAACAGAAAUUGUGCAGUGGUGGCGCGGCAGCAGCAGGAGGCCCCAUUAGCUAAAGUGGGGCUUCAGGUUAAGAACAUUUUCAGGUUAAGAACAGACCUCCAGAACAAAUUAAGUUCUUAACCCGAGGUACCACUGUACUCAGAGAAUAACACUGGUGUGAACUGGCCUUAUUUUCUUCAAAUUGCAUGAGAACAUCUAUAAUAUUUAGCUAAGCAGCCUUGAUUUGCUUGUUUAGAUUAAUCGAAUGCUGUCUACAUAUGGUUAUGAGGAAAGCUUAGAACGGAACUGAAUAAUUAAGAGUUUGAGAAAACAAGAAGUCACAAAACAGGAACUCUUCUGAAAUACAAACCACUAAAUGGUUUGACUUGAGACCAUGUUGCUCCAAUAACACUGCUAUUAUUGGAGUUGCACUGCAAGAGUUGCGCUGGGUUUUCUAAGAACAAGCAGGUGGGUAGAACAAGUGCAUAGAAUGACAGUCAGUGUUUGCUUGGAUAGCAGACAAAUGUCCAGUGAAUGCAGACACAAUCAAAGCUGUUCUUUUGCCCAGUAAGAAUGCUAAUUAUACUGCCUUUGAGUUUCAUAGGGUAAAGUACACUCUGUUCAUGGGAAAAACCCUCCACACUUUGAGAUAGCCUCCCAUUGAGUCAGAAAUUGGCAGCAAUGACACCAGCCCUUUUGUCUCUGGUCUGACCCUAAAACGGUUUCAGCAAAAAGGGGUCAUGGCUUUGGAUCUAGAAGGAAGUAGGAGAAGGCAAAUUAUAUGGAGAAUUCUGUCUGUACCAGGGUUCCUUGGCACCCUCCACUGUGCCCCAAAUCUUCACCUUUUCCCAGUUCAGUCAAAACAGAUUAGAGGGUAUCAGGGAUACAUUGCAGUUUGGAAAAGUGGGGCAACAGCAAAUUACUGGAGCAAUGACUUUAAAACAAAGUUGUUGCAGAGUUUCUAAUGGAGCAUCAUUCCUUGCCAUGCCCAAAUGAUAGGUUCAUGUGGUCACCUUAAGAGAUGACCCACAGCCUCCAUUUAUCAUUUAAAGGUCAAGGUAAAGGGACCCCUGACCAUUAGGUCCAGUCGCAGAGGACUCUGGGGUUGUGGCGCUCGUCUCGCUUUAUUGGCCGAGGGACCCAACAUUCGUCCACAGACAGCUUCCGGGUCAUGUGGCCAGCAUGAGUAAGACGCUUCUGGCGAACCAGAGCAGCGCUCGGAAACGCCAUUCACCUUCCCGCCGGAGCAGUACCUAUUUAUCUACUUGCACUUUGACGUGCUUUUGAACUGCUAGGUUGGCAGGAGCUGGGACCGAACAAUGGGAGCUCACCCCGUCGUGGGGAUUUGAACCGCCGACCUUCUGAUUGGCAACCUAGGCUCUGUGGUUUAACCCACAGCGCCACCUGCGUCCCGCUAUAUAUUAGAAUCUUGGAAAUUACGGUACAGGUGUCAUUUCCCUUCAAAUCUGCAAACCUUUAUACUGCAGACAAAACUUUAAUGAAGGUUUGGGUGUGCUCCACCCAAACUGAAGCACUCCAAGGUUCUAUUGAUCUCAUUGGGAGAGCUAUAUUACAAUCCUAUAUAUGCCUACUCAAAAGUAAGUCUCAUUAAAUUCAUGGGGCUUGUUCCCAGGAAAAUUGGUAUAAGAUUGCAGCCUUUGGCACCUGUUUAAUUUCUCCCUUUGAAUCUAGUGGGGCUUGAAAGGCUGCAAUCCACAGAAUGACUCGUGAGUCUCUGAUUUGACUUGAAACAUCUCGUUAAUACAGUGGUACCUCAGGUUACAUACGCUUCAGGUUACAGACUCUGCUAACCCAGAAAUAGUCCUUCAGGUUAAGAACUUUGCUUCAGGAUGAGAACAGAAAUCGUGCUUUGGCGGCGCGGCAGCAGCAGGAGGCCCCAUUAGCUAAAGUGGUGCUUCAGGUUAAGAACAGUUUCAGGUUAAGAACAGACCUCCGGAAUGAAUUAAAUACUUAACCUGAGGUACCACUGAAGUGCCAUCUGACCCCUUCCCCUUUUGUUGCUACAGGUGUCCCAGAAAGUUAAUUUUCAUUGCUUGGGGUUGA